AUGGUUGACUCUGGACGCCUGCUGGUGCUGGUCUGCACUGUCUGGGUGGUUGUGGCCAUGUCUGGACCAGAAGCUCGACGUUAUGCUUCAAAGAGGCGACCGUGUUGCGUUCACGUCACCACCAUCGAUAAGAGCGCUGAGGUGGUGGGGGACACGUAUCACGAGCAGGAUGCAGCACAUCUGUGUGUGAAGGCUGUUAUUUUCAACACAAAUGUUAGAAAGCUUUGUGCUGAUCCAAACGCUCAGUGGGUCCAGAAUCUCACAGCCAGCAUGAUGAAGGUGUGA
Molecule: messenger RNA, 285 nt
Organism: Archocentrus centrarchus (flier cichlid)
Lineage: Eukaryota; Metazoa; Chordata; Actinopteri; Cichliformes; Cichlidae
Product: C-C motif chemokine 20-like
Exons: 4
Coding region: 1-285 (94 amino acids)
Biological process (GO): immune response
Cellular component (GO): extracellular region
Molecular function (GO): chemokine activity
Source: RefSeq, a predicted model, not a curated record